Molecule: messenger RNA, 741 nt
Organism: Dothidotthia symphoricarpi CBS 119687
Lineage: Eukaryota; Fungi; Ascomycota; Dothideomycetes; Pleosporales; Dothidotthiaceae
Exons: 2
Coding region: 1-741 (246 amino acids)
Source: RefSeq, a predicted model, not a curated record
AUGUACGACAUAUCCAGCGCCAAGCGGGUUGGCCGUGAUGAGCUGCACUCUCCAGUCUCGUCUCCACGCUCUUCUCCCGACCCCGACCUGCAAGACCGCCUGCGCUUGCGGCUCGACAACGCCUACACAUUCACCACCACCGACAUCGACCUUCCCGACGCCAAUGAUGCCGCCAACACUGACGACGACGAGACGGAGCUGCGUCUCUUUGCUACACCCGCCAAUGCCGCUCCCCAGACACUCAAAAUUCGACUCUCCUCGCCAGGCGCAGGCAAUGCAGAGCCAAGCAUGUUCAUCAAGAAGCCCCGAAGCUACUAUUUCGCCGACGACCCCACGAGUGAAGAGGAUGACGCCCUGCAUGCUGCAGCCAUGGACGGACAGGCGGUGUUAGAGCUCUCCAAGCAGCCGUGGCCAGGAUGCGCCCUGCCGUGGAAGGUGCGGAUACUCCCAACUGCAGACACGCGCAGGGCCAUGCUCGCAGCCCAGCCCAUCAUUCCCGCAACAGUUGAUGAGAAGGUGCACAAACGGGCGAGAAAGGGCAAGAAGACGAGAAUCGCAAUCAGAAAGAAGCUGCAGGCAUCCAAAGAGAAGGAAGAAGCUGGGCGUGAGAAGCGAACACGGCGAAAUAGGGAGAAGAAACUCAAGAAAAAGGCAAAGGGACAGGCCAAGAAGCAGUCGGGUGAUGGUGUGCAAGACGCUGAUGAGCCGGCUGCAGAGGAGGAAAGCGAUGCAUCAUAUUGA